Messenger RNA from Rodentolepis nana, 3108 nucleotides. Lineage: Eukaryota; Metazoa; Platyhelminthes; Cestoda; Cyclophyllidea; Hymenolepididae. The record is from the annotation of a GenBank genome assembly.
AUGGAUGACGGCGACUUUUGUCGCGUUUGCCGGUGUGAAGGUUCACCUUCACAGCCUCUUUUCUAUCCUUGCUUAUGUACUGGAAGUAUCAAAUAUGUUCAUCAAGAUUGUUUAGUGCAGUGGUUGCAAUAUAGCAAGCGUCAGGCCUGUGAGCUCUGCAAUCAUCGUUUUACCUUCAAACCAGUCUACGCCCCUCAUACUCCCCCUGUUGUACCUUUGCGAGUUCUAUUCUUUGGCAUCCUAACCGCCUUCCGAAAUAUUGUGGUGCGGUUCUUCCACCUCCUUGCUGUCGCCUUCUCAUGGCUCUUUGUGGUUCCUCUCACUGUUUGUCGUAUUUACCGGUGUUUCUUCUCAGGAAAUGUUGUCGAACUGCUUUCGCUGCCCCUGGAUAUUUUUACUACUGAACAUGUCGUCCAAGACUGUAUACAAGGGUUCAUGAUCGUCUUAGUGGCUCUCACCGCCCUCUUUGGCUGCGUAUGGCUGAGGGAGCAGUUGGUGAUUGGUGGUGAACCGGAAUGGCUGACGGCUGCUGCCGGCGGUAGUGGCGAAGAUUCAGUAGGGGGGGAGGAGGAGGAGGAAGACCAGGAAGAGACAAAUCAAGCGAAUCAAGUCGUUGCUGUGGCAACCAACGGGCAAGCUUCUGCACCCUCCACGCCUGCAACGCCUUCGAGUUCUAAUGGAAGUCCAUCUUCCUCUGACUCACUGGGUGCAACACAAGAAUUGGAUCAACGGAGAGGUAGGUCAGAGAAUCCGAACGAAGGUCAAGCAGAAGAUCAUGCUAAUAAUGCUGAAAUUCCCCAAGCACAGCCUCAACAAGGUGCUGAGGGGGAAGCUGUUGGCGCUGCCAAUAACAAUAACAACAACAACGAAGCUGACUUUGAUGCUGCAGCGGCUGUGCCCCCUCUCACACUGGAGCGCAUUUUCGGUUUGGAUGGAACUAUGACUUUCCUUGAACACGUUCUCUGGAUCAUUGUUCUAAAUGUCCUCUUCAUUCUCAUUUUUGCAUCCCUUCCUUUCUUUGCUGGACGUGCAGUUUUUUCUCUACUGGGUAUUAAAACUGCGAUUCUCACUUCACAAAUUGAACUGAUUUUAUUCUCCUUCAUUGGAUACGUAAUGAUGGCUAGUUUUCUCAUGUUCCUCUUCUACUUAUUCAAGGCCCUUAAAUUACCCAGAUCUGCGUCCUAUUACAUGGGCUUGUGCUACAUCUACAUCAAAGUCCCCAUCAUAGCCUUUGUUGAAUUGGGCAUCUUCACCGCAUUCUGCGGCUUAUGGAUUGAUGCCUGUUCUCUGGGUAUGUUUAAUGCAUCAGUAGCUCAACGUCUCAGAGCUUUCAACUAUGCCCCACUGAUAUUCAGUUUCGUCCACUGGACCAUGGGCCUGAUGUACCUCUUCUAUGUAUCCUCUCUCUUCAUCAUUAUUCGGGAAGUGGUUCGACCGGGUGUUCUUUGGUUCCUUCCUGACUUCACGGAUCCUGAUUAUAGACCUGUUCAAGAGACGAUUACGCUGCCCGUGACAACGUACAUCCAGCGUCUUGUUGUGAACCUUUCCUUGACGGGAAUAAUUGUGAUAUUGACUAUCUGGAUUCCAACCAUGAUAACAAUCAAAGUGCUGCCCGGAUUCUUACCAUUCCAGAUGAGCCUUGCCUAUGACAGUCCAGUGGACUACUCAGUGGAAAUAAUAAUCCUUCAAAUUGUGAUGCCCUUCCUCCUGGACAGUCAAGUCAAGAUGUUCAUCACGGCUCUGCUUCGAAAGUGGUGUAUUGCUUCGGCAUGGUUGUUGGGUAUUCGCAGCUAUCUCCUCGGGGAUGUUAGCUUCAAACCUGGUGAUGAAGUUAUGAUGGCUGACGGGCCUAGGAUUCAAACAGCUGAUCCAAACACCAGUACUUCGGAAGGCAAUUCAAGCAAUGACAGUGGAACCUGGAAUGCAGGCGAUGACAACAAUGCUGAACAAGAUAGCACUUUUACCCCGAGUUACGUUCCCUACGCUCGACCUCGUUUCUUCGCUCUCCGUCUGGUUGGUCUUCUGGCUGUUCUAGUGGCCUCACUAGUUCUCAUCUCCCUCUCUAUUCUUGUGGUUCCAGUUGCUCUUGGUCGAUUAGUUCUGGGUCACAUGGGGCUAAUUCAGUCACCUCACCACGACGCCUUAACUCUCUUGGUUGGAGUUUGUGCUCUUAUGGGCUGGGCGAAGACUGUUCUCUGGUUACCCAUGGCUCUACAAUCUCUUCGUAAUCUCUGGUUCUUAUGUGUGGAGAAGAUAGCUUAUUUCACCACAUGGGAAGGCUGGCACUGGCUUUCUGAAUGGAUAUUGGGUGUUGGGGAGUGGCUUCGUGGAAAUUCCUUUACUCCACGUUGGACACGUAGGGAGGCCCUUGCUAUGAUGCUUCCUCCGCUUUCGAAUUCUGACAACUCAGAGGCUCUGGCUCAACAACGCAGAAGAAUACUGAAAGAAGUUUUGGUCACCUUGUCUGUGCCUCUGCGCAUUAUGGUUCUCAUUGGUGUUCUUAUUAUUCUGCUGCCUGCUGCGCUUGGCCUCCUUGUCAACUUAGUUGUAUUUAUCCCCAUUUGGAUUGCACCAGAGAAGACACUGGCUAUUGGAAUCUCUGAGAGUUGGAUAUUCGGUGUCAUGCACCUAAAAGUGUGGAUGCUAAUUUUGCUGGUUGGACCUCGCUGGCAUAUGCGCGACAGACUGGAGGAUAUCCACAACGAGAUUCAACAUCACUGGCCCAUGGUGAAUGUCCUUCGAGUGUUAAAGCUAUCGCUUCCCCUAUUUGCAGGUCUUGGAUUGUCUUUAACUUUCCCCUAUCUUCUGGCUUACUAUGUUGGACCUCUUCUAAAUGUUCGGUCAGAGAUUGCAUUCCGUUACGUCUAUCCUCUGAUCUUUGGUAUAGUUCUUCUCGGUGCCUUUGUCUACUGGCAAAUAUGUCAGUGCAUCAAACUCUACGAGCAGAUCAAAGAUGCCGAAUACCUCAUCGGUCGCAGAUUGGUUAAUUAUGGGGACUCAGACAAUGGUUCCUCAAGUAGUAAUGGGUCAAGCUGCUCUGAGAUGGGAACUCAAACCGAUUUCGGAGGGGUUGAAAAUAGGUCGAUGUUACCAGCAAUCGCAACAUGA